AAUUGGAAUAGGAAUUGGAAUCAUAAUGAAAUUCUAUUUAUAUGUACGGAAUUAUAAUCAUCUUCUCAACAAACCCUAAGAAGCACGAACCCUAAGAAGCACGACCGAGGAGUUUUCAAAGGAUGGAGACGGGAAUGAUGGUGGAGAAGAAGGAGAAACCCCUAGUGCCGGGAAAGAAGAUGAUGAUGGAGGAGAGGAUAGCAGAUCAUAAUUUGGAGGAUGGAGCGUUGGAGAAGAAGGAGAAACCACGAGUGCCGGGAAAGAAGAUGAUGGUGCUGAAGAACAAGAAACCACGAGUGCGGGGAAAGAAGAUGUUGGCGAGGCUGUCGAGGAUUUUCAUGGAUAAGAAGACGUCGUAUACGGUGUCGGAGGAGGAAUCCCUCCCCCGGCAGCAGGAGAAUCUGAGGGAGGUAUUCUUCCAGUAUCCAGAGAAGGGAUUGCAGAGAAGAUUGAAGACGGUGGCGGGAUCAUCAAUUCAGCCCACGUGUGAGCAGAAGGUAAGGCCAGUAGUUUUCAUAGUUUGCCAAUUGAGAAAUUCUUCUGUUUACUCUGCUGCGAUUUUCAAAUUAGAGAUGGGAAAAACUCUAGUAAAAUCUGAAGGUCGAUUUGAAGUGUUUAAUAGAAGGAAGUAUUUGGGCAAGGAAACCUCUCCACGUUUAGGGUCUGUGUCUUGUGCUAUGGUGGGUAACGAAUUAUACUUAGCGUGUAGUUAUUCGCAGCUUGACCUUCAGGGCGGCCAGGUCCGCCAAGCUCCUGUUCAUGUGUUCAACACUUUGCAUGACCGACUGAUUGAGUUGCCGUCGUCAUCUCAUGGUUUUGUUACACCCAAACCUUUCCCCGUAGUUAUGGCUGUUGGAACUCUCCAACUUUAUGUUUAUGGACAAUCUAUGGCAACUUCAUUGAAUGUCCCAGCGCCAGCACUUGAGAGCUUUAACAUUGGAGAGUUCGAAUGGGAAUCACAAUUACCUCCACAGUUUAAUUUACCGAGCUGUACCUUUGUUAAUGGUUAUGCGGUUGUAAAGAAUUUUCUCCUCAUUUCGGUUGCAGAUUUCAAUGGUAGAAGUUCUCGUAAUGAGUUUUUCUACUGGAAUUUCUCUGGUGGUUCUAAUUCCAAAAACAAGUGGGAGAAGAUGAUCUUGUCAAACGGCCAAAAAAAUAUACGCUAUCCAUUCUCUGGGAAGGCUGAGUUUGUUGAAGAUGUGAUUUAUUCAUACAAUAGAGGCUUGUAUGCAUACCGGGUUGAUUGCUGUUCUGACAAAGAAGGUCUACAGAUAUCUCCUCCUCAGCUAGUUGGAUUUCCCAAGUUUGCAGCCCCGCCUGUGGAUUGGUCUGAUUCCAUCCAUUUCUCGUUCAGCUGUGCAUAUAUGGGGAUUGGGAAGAGAUUCUGUAUCAUCAGGACUGGGGACUCGGGUUGUAUUGGUGAUCAACAAUUCGUGGCCGUAUCUGUAGUUGAAGUUUCUGGAGAUAUGCAGUGUCUAACAACCCUCUCUUCGACAAUCUGCGCACUCGACAUCAGUGGCCUCGGCAGUGACUUGAUCCUCGAUUCUUGCUUUGUCAAAGGCAGAGAUUGGGAGCAAGAUCCCUUUGAACUUUGAAGGAUGGGAUCGGAAGGCAGAUCCCUUUGAAGGUUGGGAGCAAGAUCCCUUGGGAGGUUGGGUGAAUGGAUAAGAGUAUAAUAUGAUAUGAAUUUAUUUUGUUUGACGAGCAAAUUUGGGAUUGUGCAUGUAUUUUGUGGAGCUUGGUAAACUUUAAUGUUAUGAACACUUAUUUUCCUUGUUUCGUAAUCUCAAGUGUUGGAUCUGUGUCUUUCUGGUAAUGGAAAUUUGAAUGAAAGGUGGUCUAUAUUUAUCAUGCAA
Messenger RNA from Cornus florida, 1856 nucleotides. RefSeq lists its product as uncharacterized. The record is from RefSeq and is a predicted model, not a curated record. The coding region runs from base 123 to 1595 and encodes 490 amino acids. The transcript has 2 exons. Lineage: Eukaryota; Viridiplantae; Streptophyta; Magnoliopsida; Cornales; Cornaceae.